CACUACGUCCAGAUGAACUGUCGGGAAUACGGGAAUUUACAACCUGGAGAGCUUUCGCUCGACUGAUCAUUGUUAACGUAAAAAAUCGUUAAUUUUUUUUUGUUUUCGACUGAUAAUUGUGAUUAUAAUAUUUAGUGAUGUUUAAAUAAACUAUAUCACCUAUGUAUGUUUUUGUGAUGGAAAUUGGUGAACUUUUUGCUCAAAUAAAAAAUUAAAAAAAUGAUGGCCGAUAAGGCGGUAUCGACCGAAGACUUAUGGGUAGAAGAAGAAAAAAUAAGUGUUGCUGUGAGCUUAAUUCGGUUAGAAUCGAUUUUGCAAACUUUAUUAGAUAACAAAGUAAAAGCCUUAAGAAAUGAAAAUCGAAACACUUCCAGUAUUCAUUCAAGUCGAAAGUCCAUUUUGAAACGAUUAAGACUUAUGUCGACUUCCAGUCAAAGCACAAUCAAAGAGGAAAAUGGAAAAGGAAAGGCUUUGAAAAAAGAUUCUUCCAUAUCCUCCAGUACUCUUCAAGCUUGUCAAUGUAGGACGCCCAAUUUCGAAGUACCGUCAGUUAACGAAAGAGACAAAGACAAUAUUCACGCUAAAAAAUGUCCUACUAAUACAAAUCGAUCAACUAAUUGUUGUUGCGAUCACGAAUUAGAAGAACACACGUUGCGUUAUGACGAACACUAUAUUUCACUCGGAGUAGAUCCCGAAAAACCUAGUCCUUUAGACGAUAUUUUGGCGGAAGAAGCUUUAUAUAGAGCUAGGAAAAAAAGAAGAAAAAGAAGGAAAAAAUUAAUGAAGAAACGUAUGGCGAUGGCUCAAAACGCUUGUUAUAUGGAAGAAGGAGAAUUAAACGAAUCUUAUAAACAUUUAACGGUCGAUGAAUCAUCUAGAAGAGCAAAAUGGACCAUAGUGGCUACGGCCUUUUUGUUGCUUUUCAUGUGCCUACUCCUAGUCGGUCUAACUCUCAGAAUGGCUCCAAUCAUAGACGAAAUGGUUCGUAAAGAAAAUGAAGAAUUCGUCAAUUCUCUUACAAGACACCGAAAUUCUUCGGCAGCUCAUUCCGUCCAAAUGAACCAUACGUAAAGACAGUAGAUAGAAAUAAGUACACCACUAUUAUUAAAAUAUUUUUUUCGAGAAACUUGUGGCGUAUUAAUAAUGGAUUAUAUUAUUAUUAUUAUUAUUAUUAAAUAAACCCGUAAAAUCAUGAACAACAAGUGAAACUGUGAACUGAAACUGAUUAUCUAUACUCAACAGCUAAAAAACCGGACGUUCAGAUUUGGUUUCAUGAUUUUUUGUUAAAUACGUUUAACUUUAAUUUAUGGUAAGACUUAGUUUAUUUAUGAAUUAUUUCCACAAAUGAUUUUUAAAUUUUUAUUAUUAUCAAAAUAUUAUGAAAUGAAGAGAAGGUUGAUGUUUUUUGUUUGUAAAAAUCGAUGUAGCUCAUCGUAGCAUACCUUGUAUAAUUAUACUCUAAAUUACUUAUUUCUAUACAGAGUCAACCACAAAGAUAAUCAAUCGAUCUCGUUGAAAGUAUGUAUACAUUAGAUUUUGAGGAAAUAUAAUGUACAAAUCUGUCAUUUGUCAACUCAUUCUCUUUCACUUUCAUCAGACAGCGUCUUCAGAGACGUAACGAUUGUUUUCUAUGGCCCACUCUGUGUAUCUAAUAUUAGAUUAAAAAG
Molecule: messenger RNA, 1667 nt
Organism: Diorhabda carinulata
Lineage: Eukaryota; Metazoa; Arthropoda; Insecta; Coleoptera; Chrysomelidae
Exons: 5
Coding region: 220-1071 (283 amino acids)
Source: RefSeq, a predicted model, not a curated record